AUGAACUUGCCGCCCGACAAGGCCAGGUUGCUGCGGCAGUACGACAACGAGAAGAAGUGGGAGCUCAUCUGCGACCAGGAGAGAUUCCAAGUGAAAAACCCGCCACAUACCUACAUCCAAAAACUCAAGGGCUAUCUGGACCCCGCGGUGACCAGGAAGAAAUUCAGAAGACGAGUCCAAGAAUCUACUCAAGUGCUCCGAGAACUGGAAAUUUCCUUAAGAACAAAUCACAUCGGAUGGGUCAGGGAGUUCUUGAACGAAGAAAACAAGGGCCUGGAUGUUCUGGUGGAAUAUCUGUCGUUUGCACAGUAUGCGGUCACUUUUGACUUCGAGAGUUUGGAGAACAAUGUGGAAAACUCGAUGGACAAGUCCAAACCGUGGAGCCGGUCCAUCGAGGACCUGCACAGAGGAAGCAAUUUGCCCUCGCCGGUUGGCAACAGCAUCUCCCGCUCCGGCCGACACUCCACCUUGCGGUAUAAUACCUUGCCAAGCCGAAGAACGCUAAAAAACUCCAGAUUAGUGAGUAAAAAAGACGACGUUCAUGUCUGCAUCAUGUGUUUACGUGCCAUAAUGAAUUACCAGUAUGGAUUCAAUAUGGUCAUGUCACAUCCACAUGCCGUUAACGAAAUUGCACUAAGUUUGAACAACAAGAAUCCCAGGACCAAAGCCCUCGUUCUGGAGCUGCUGGCCGCCGUGUGCCUGGUCCGAGGAGGGCACGAGAUCAUCCUCUCGGCGUUCGAUAACUUCAAGGAGGUCUGUGGGGAGAAGCAGCGCUUCGAGAAGCUGAUGGAGCACUUCCGAAAUGAGGACAACAACAUCGACUUUAUGGUGGCCUGCAUGCAGUUCAUCAACAUCGUUGUCCACUCCGUGGAAGACAUGAACUUCAGAGUCCACCUGCAGUACGAGUUUACAAAGCUGGGCCUGGAUGAGUACCUGGACAAACUGAAGCACACCGAGAGCGACAAGCUGCAGGUGCAAAUUCAGGCCUACCUGGAUAAUGUUUUUGAUGUGGGAGCUUUGCUGGAGGAUGCUGAAACCAAGAACGCUGCCUUGGAAAGAGUUGAAGAACUGGAAGAAAAUAUUUCUCAUUUAUCUGAAAAACUCCAAGAUACGGAGAAUGAAGCAAUGGCAAAGAUUGUGGAACUGGAAAAACAGCUCAUGCAGAGAAACAAAGAACUGGAUGUGAUUCGGGAAAUCUACAAAGACGCAAACACCCAGGUUCAUACACUGAGAAAAAUGGUCAAAGAAAAAGAGGAAGCCAUCCAGCGACAGUCAACGCUGGAGAAGAAGAUCCACGAGCUGGAGAAGCAGGGGACCAUUAAAAUCCAGAAGAAGGGUGACGGGGACAUCUCCAUUCUCCCUGUGGCUCUGGCCUCCGGCGCGUUGCCGGCAGGGUCGGAAGCCGUGGCUGGCGCCGGUGCUGGAGCCGGCGCUGGAGCUGCUCCGUCGGUGCCGUUGCCGCCACCUCCGCCACCUCUGCCGGUGUCAGCAGCAGCGCCCGAGGCAGUCAUCCCAUUCCAGCACAGGCCACCCGGGCAUCCCGUCACCUGCACCGACCCGUUCUCGUCGGCUCCCCCCUUGCCAGGAACCUCCCCCACGGUGGUUUUCAACUCAGGACUUGCAGAUGGGCCCAUCAAGCUCUUCUCUGUGAAAAUCAAGAAGCCCAUCAAGACCAAGUUCCGCAUGCCCGUCUUCAACUGGGUUGCGCUCAAGCCCAACCAGAUCAACACCGAGUGCAUCGUCUCCUUCUCUUCCUAGGACCUAAAUGUGGAUGAAUUUGAAGAAAUAUUCAAAACAAAAGCCCAAGGGCCGGCCAUUGAUCUUACUUCAAGCAAGCAAAAGAUAACACAGAAAGGGUCGAACAAAGUCACGUUACUGGAUGCCAACCGGGCCAAAAAUCUUGCCAUUACGUUAAGGAAAGCUGGAAAGACAGCAGAUGAAAUAUGCAAAGCUAUUCACGUGUUUGACCUGAAAACGCUGCCGGUGGAUUUUGUGGAGUGCCUGAUGCGGUUCCUGCCCACCGAGAACGAGGUGAAGGUGCUGCGGCUCUACGAGCGGGAGCGGAAGCCCAUCGAGAACCUGUCCGACGAGGACCGCUUCAUGAUGCAGUUCAGCAAGAUCGAGAGGCUCAUGCAGAAGAUGACCAUCAUGGCCUUCAUAGGCAACUUUGCCGAAAGCAUCCAGAUGCUGACGCCCCAACUUCACGCAAUAAUAGCUGCGUCUGUCUCAAUAAAGUCAUCCCAAAAGCUUAAGAAAAUCCUGGAGAUAAUCCUGGCCCUGGGUAACUACAUGAACAGCAGUAAGCGAGGAGCUGUCUAUGGGUUCAAGCUGCAGAGCCUGGACCUGCUCCUGGACUCAAUCUGGCAAAAAAGAGAGACCUUGUCCCUGGAAAACGUCCUGCUGGACGUGAAGGAGCUGCAGAGAGGCCUGGACCUGACGAAGCGGGAGUACACCAUGCACGACCACAACACGAUGCUGAAGGAGUUCAUUCAGAACAACGAGGGAAAGCUAAAGAAACUGCAGGACGAUGCAAAAAUAGCCCAGGAUGCCUUCGACGACGCUGUGAAAUACUUCGGGGAGAAUCCCAAGACGACCCCCCCCUCGGUGUUUUUCCCGGUGUUUGUCCGGUUUGUGAAAGCCUACAAGGUAAGUGCAGACACCUCGG
Messenger RNA from Tinamus guttatus (white-throated tinamou), 2665 nucleotides. Lineage: Eukaryota; Metazoa; Chordata; Aves; Tinamiformes; Tinamidae. The record is from RefSeq and is a predicted model, not a curated record.